Messenger RNA from Trichobilharzia regenti, 450 nucleotides. The record is from the annotation of a GenBank genome assembly. NCBI's taxonomy places the organism in Eukaryota, Metazoa, Platyhelminthes, Trematoda, Strigeidida, Schistosomatidae.
AUGAGUAGAUCAGGAUCCUCUUAUAAGCACCACACAUCUACAAGUUCAGUUAACCAGUUGAAUUAUCCUCAAACAGACAAACCUUCACCUUUUAAAAAGAUUUCCAAUUCACUUCGUACCUCGCCAACAUUUUCAACACAUUCAGCACCAUUUCUGAAUCAAAUAACCGACCAGGGUGUGCCACUGAAAUCAUCAGGUGUCUGUGAAUCGAACCAUGCUUCAUUUUCCAUGGCAAAUGUAAAAGAAGUCUUAGAACGACUUAAAAAUGAAGUAGAAGUUGAAAGAACCAGGCGAACAAUGUUGGCAAGACAAAGAAGUCAAGAUAUUUAUAAGUUGACAACACGUUCUAAAGCAGAGAAUCGUAUCUUAUUGUCAGCUUUAAAACAUGCAGAAAAUAAGGCGAAAAUGUAUCGAGAUGAAUAUCAUAAGCUUAAAAGUAAAGGUAAGUGA